AUGUACCCGCCCAGCAUGGCUCGGGCGAAGGGUGACGAUCCCUUUGACUGGGAGAUAGAUCGCGUAGUCCAGGAACUCUGUACCUCGGAUCGCAGCUGGAUACCUACUCCUCGUGCCAAGCUGCCAGAUCCAGAACCUUUGGCCCAGAAGUUGAGAGAGGGUGAAUACGACGGGGAGACUUUGCUGGCCACUCCAGAGGAUGACCUCUGGAAGGACCUGGGUAUUACCAAGGCCAAGUUCAAGGUCAAUCUUCGCCAUGCCAUCGGCCAGUUCGUCUCGCGGAGCCCAAAGUACAGGCACUAUUUGGCAUCCAUGAAAGAUAAGGAUGCUGACUCCGACGUUGAAACCACUGAGGCCCCCCACCAGGCCUUCACCCCAAUGUCUGACGCCAGUGUACCAGCGCUAGCGCCAGCUACUGUGCGCUCCGUUGAGACGGUCGAGAACGGUGUCGAAACCCCAAGAAUCGACGAACACCCUGAUGAGCCGCCUAAGAAAAAGACGAAGCGCUUGGAAAUAUCAGCCAUGACUACAACAAGUCGGCCUUCCAACGCGGGCUCGCCCUUCAAUAUUGCACCCCUUCCCACUGAGCUGGACACCAUUCAGCACUCUUUGAAGGAAGCAGCAUGGAUGUCAACGCACGGGGAGAUGCCACAGGCUCCACUGGAAGAUCUCGAAAUGGACCUUAAGCAGUGUGAGAGCAGCCCUGGGGCGUACUGGGGCAAUGGUAAGCUCCCCAGGUCAGGUAUCAUUGAAGCUUCAACCUCAACAGACAAUGAUGUGAACUUUGGCUGGGGACGACCCAAGCCCAUUGGCAGGGCGAAGAAGAAAUAUGUUGCCGACAAGCUGAAGGCAUAUCUCCGUCGCCAGAAGCAAGGAUUCGAUGAUAAGGCCAACGACAUCUUGCCACUGUAUGGACAGUCUGAUGACGAGGAAUACGGUUCUGAGUUGGACAAGCUCAUCGAAGAAGAGGAAAUGGAAGGGGAGGAAGCAGACCAAGAUCUUGGCGUACUCGAUGCGUCCGAGAAAGAUGACAUUCUCAAGCAGAUGUUGGAUGGAUGUACUACCCAUUGGCAUGAGCAGCAGCUUCCGAAAGAAAAGCACAAAGCUUACAAGAUGUGGAACGACGCCCGAAGACACGGCACCAGAGGCAGCACAGUCAAAGCCAUGUCCGAAGAGCUCUGGAAGGGGCGGACACGCCUUGAUAAGACACUUGCCGAGAUGAAGGAUAACCAGUACAAGACGGAAUCCGAGCUUCGUGGCAUGUCUGAUAUCUUGCAGCCGGAUGUCGACAAGAUUGAGCACAUCAAGUGGCUUAUCGGCGUGCUCAAUAGCCCACAUGCGCCGGAACGGGUCAUCCGGCCGAAAGCACCAUCCCAGAGGAAGCCUCACACGAAGCGUAAAGACGACAUCGAUCUUUGGAGUGAAGACGAGCUGCAGGAGGAUAUGCACAACUUCAUUGUUGAUGACGACCCUUAUGAGGAGGCUGAUCCUCGAGACCAGCCCGUGGAGCCCCAGGAGGACAACGUGGAGCACUCAGUCUCGAACGUGUCAUUGAAUCCAUCUCACAGCUUCCUGUCUAGCACCAGCGAUGACAUCGAAAUGCACGACUUGACGCAGAUUGAUGACUCACCUUUCCGAAGUCGAAGUUACAAUCUGAUCGAUUUAGUGACUCCGACCAAGCCGAAGCGAGGACCUGCAACACCGCGGGGAUCUGCCAAACGUACACCACAUGGUGCGUCCCCGGCCGCGGAGAAGUUUCCCCUGAGUGAGCCAAAGGCCAUCCACAACAAGGGGUCCUUGUACUGGGAGGAGAGACGGGACGUUGAGCGACUCAUUGUAUCUUUGCUCUUGAACCAGCCUAAAGGCAGACAGGAUGACAUUUUCCACAGCGUGCUCUUCCUACAGAAAGAAAACGAUUCGAUUGAAUCGUUCAGACAAGAGUAUAUCGACUUCAUCUGCAAUUACUCCAAGCCCACCUCAGACUUGGCCAAAGGGUCAAGGGAGAAGAACCGAUAUGACACAGCGGCCCUGCUCACCAGACUGUUUGCCAUCUACCUGAACAAACACUCGGAAUCAGCCUUUUCCAAAUUUGCAAAGAUGGAUACAGGUCUGAUCGGGCAUGUUCAGGCAGGAAUAGGACACCUUGCUGAAUUCUGGUCCCUACUCACGACACUAGCUCCUUACUUCGGCUACACGCAGGGGGAGGAUGAGCACCUCUCAACUGAUGGAGAAGAUGCCCCUGAAAGCUCUGGCGCAAUACCAGUUGCUGAGCCCAAGCAAGCACCAGCUGGAUCUUCACAGAACGUCAGGGACAAGGAAAAGCGGCGCCAGAGAGAGCAGGAGCAGCGAAGACUACAGCUUCGACAGCAAGUCCAGGGCUCACUACUCCCAAGAGAGAAAUCCCGCCUUAUCAUCAACGAGUCCAAGCUGGAGGGCCAGAACCUUGUGUACAUCCACGAUCACAUAGCCGGUUAUAUCAAAGACCACCAGAUCGAUGGAGUCCGCUUCAUGUGGGAUCAGAUCUUGUCAGACGCGAAGCAGGGCUGCCUCCUCGCGCAUGCAAUGGGUUUGGGUAAGACGAUGCAGGUGGUUACGCUCCUGACUGCAAUUCAAGAGGCAGCGAAGUCCGAAGACCCCAAGGUGUCCUGCCAAAUACCCGAUGAUCUGAAGGUGUCCAAGACACUCAUACUCUGCCCUGCGGGCCUACUUCAGAAUUGGGUGGAGGAGAUUCUGAAAUGGGCCCCUGUCGGUCUCCUUGGGCCUCUUCUCUGGGUCAGCGCCGACCUGUCUGAGGAUGAGCGGUCUGACAUGAUCCAAGAAUGGGCGGAUGAGGGUGGCGUCCUGGUGAUCGGGUACACAAUGCUCACGCAAAUCGCGAAACGAGACAACCUGCUGUCGCUGAUUCUGGAAUCGCCCUCCAUUGUGGUUGGCGAUGAGGCGCACCAGCUGAAGAACGAAAAGUCACAGAGAAGCAACAUUGCAAGUCGUUUCAGAACGAAUACAAGAAUCGCCCUGACAGGGUCACCACUGGCUAAUAACGUUGAUGAAUAUUAUGCCAUGAUCCAAUGGGUUGCACCCGGAUUCCUGGGGGAAAAGAAAUGGUUCAACUCGGAGUACACCAGCCCGAUUGCCAAGGGGCUGUACGAAGACAGUUCUCGCGCAGAGAAGAAGAAGGCCAAAAUUCGUUUGGCGGCGCUAACGCAGCUCGUGGCGCCCAAGGUGCAUCGGAGGACUGUUGCCACUCUCAAAGACAGCCUACAGCCAAAGACAGAGUACAUUGUUUAUCUCGACAUUAGGAGUGUACAGAGGGCAGUAUACCUAUCCCACCUGGCUGCAGUUAACGGGACAGGCGGUGAACAGAAUCCGUUGAUGUGGGGUUUAAUCAGGACUCUUGGCUUGCUACUUGCCCAUCCGCUGAUUCUUGAACGGGUUCUGAAGCAGAAGCUGCCGGGGGGCGGGCAACUGGACUCCAAGAAAGUUGCCAGCAAGGAGGACGAGGAAGACCAACUGCCUCACCAAGUCGUGUCCACCACUUUGAACGCGCUCACCGCUCAGCAGGGUUAUGCAGAUCUCAACAGCUCCUUCAAGAUGCUCGCGCUCUUCAAGAUCAUCGAGGAGACGACAAAGCUGGGGGAGAACCUCCUGGUGUUCACUCAAAGCAUCCCCUCCUUGGACUUCAUCGAGAAUAUUUGCAGACUGAAGAAACUGGUGUAUAAGCGGCUAGAUGGCAAAACUGAAGUCAACAAGCGCCAGGCACAGGUCAAGGCAUUCAAUGAGGGUUCUGGACAAGUCUACCUGAUUUCGACUACUGCAGGCGGCGUAGGUCUCAACAUUUACGGGGCAAGCCGGGUUGUUAUAUUUGACUUCCAGCACAGCCCAGUCCAUGAGCAGCAAGCGAUUGGUCGAGCAUACCGUAUUGGGCAGACCAAGCCAGUGGUUGUGUACUGGCUGAUCUGUGACGGCACUUUCGAGAAGACCCUGCACAAUCAACAGGUCUUUAAGAACCAGCUGGCGUCCAGCGUGGUGGACAAGAAGAAUCCCUUGCCCAAAGCAACAUCGAUCAGGCAGUACUUCACGGAGCCUCGGCAAGUCGAGCACCAAGACACGGCAGCGUAUUUGGGGCAGGACGCCGUCCUCGACACUCUGCUCCUUUCAGAGGAGGUCCGCGAGGGCAUUUCAUCCAUCAGCACGACAGAGACUUUCGAAGAAGAAGACACCCAUAAACUGGAGGAUGAUGAAAUAGCUUUAGCACGCCAGCUUGUGCAGGAGCAAAUUUCUCGGAGAAACAACCCUGCGGAGGAGAACCCCCCUGGACUCCUCCCCCAGCCGUCGGAACAAGUACGAGAGAUCUCAUCUUUUUUCCAUACAGCCUCUGUCGAUUCUGCCGCUGCGUUUUCUCCUGCGUUUUCUCGCCCUACCCAAGCCAUUGGUUCAGCUUCAGCAUCCACAGCUGCACCAUUCCUUGGUGAAGUCAUCACUGCUUCUGGAAUGCCCGACGUUCGUGCAGGUUCUCUUCCUCCUCUGUCUCCCCUGGACUCUAAGAACGUCGGUGGCCAGAACCGGACAAUGUCCCUCCCCCCUGAAUUCCGGUCUAUACUUGCUCCGUCACCAAUGGAGUUCGAGUUUAUGGCGGUCGAUCCCAACGCUAAUUUUCUGACACAGAUGGCACCUACAAUUCCGAUUCCAGUUCCGCCCAAUUUCCCAAUAUCCAUGGGAGGUUACCAGCACGACUUGUACCAGCGUUAUGCGGUGACGUCGGGCGGAUUUGGACAGGUUCCAUACCAGCACAACGCAGAUGGCUUGAUAGAUGCCAACACUCUCCACAACGACCUAGCACCGCGUGUGCUCGCUCGAGACGACCCAUUCGUGGAGUCGGGCCCCAGACAUCAUCAACUUGGUGCUGCUGGAGCACAGAGUCUGUCAAGAGCUGCUGUCGAAUCGAGCAUGACGCCGAUCACUAUGGACACAGCUCAGAGCCGCAGUGCGCAAAUGGCAGCAGGUGAUCCUGGGCGACCCACUGCACCGCAAGACAUGUUGCCUAUGGCGAUAGGCGGCACGCAGAAGCGACCGAUUCCUGGCCCAGCAGACCAUGGUAUCCCUGUCCCUCGAGAAUCCAUGGAACCUAUAAGAAUGGGGUCGAUAAUGUCGAGGCCCACCAAUGUUGAUGGAAUGGGUGAUUUCCAGGCUGAGUUGACGAGGCAGGCGAGUUUUCCUCUCAGAAAAGAGGUGUCGGCUGUCGUGGAGCGUAUCAAUAGAAACAUCAAGGGAGGCGGUCUCGUGAGAAACAGCAUAUGGGCCAAGCUGAAGGCCCUCGUUCGGGGACGCCAAGACCGUGCGGAUGCAAUCCUCAACGGAACCGUUUCGGCCGAGGCUCUGGCCACGGCUGGGAACCCCAAGGCUGGUCUGGAGAAUCUCCUGGAUGGACGCAGCUCGGUACCACAGUCUCAGGAUGACAAGCGCAUGAAGGAUCCUGAUGUAGGCGACCCCCUCUGA
Diaporthe citri is the source of this 5493-nucleotide messenger RNA. RefSeq lists its product as uncharacterized. Bases 1 to 5493 code for a protein of 1830 amino acids. The transcript has 2 exons. Gene Ontology annotation, molecular function: ATP binding; ATP hydrolysis activity; ATP-dependent chromatin remodeler activity. Gene Ontology annotation, cellular component: nucleus. The record is from RefSeq and is a predicted model, not a curated record. NCBI's taxonomy places the organism in Eukaryota, Fungi, Ascomycota, Sordariomycetes, Diaporthales, Diaporthaceae.